Messenger RNA from Lycium barbarum (goji berry), 1244 nucleotides. RefSeq names its product putative HVA22-like protein g. The record is from RefSeq and is a predicted model, not a curated record. The coding region runs from base 383 to 1117 and encodes 244 amino acids. The transcript has 4 exons. NCBI's taxonomy places the organism in Eukaryota, Viridiplantae, Streptophyta, Magnoliopsida, Solanales, Solanaceae.
CGUUAUAUCCUCUCAAGUAUUUUCGAAAACAUUAUCUUCUUCCCUUCAUCAUUGAGUAAUUAUACUAAUACAUAAUAGUCAUUUUACCAAAAUCCUACACUUCUGUUUUCUUAUCAGAUUUCUCUAAAAAAAAAAACUACUAAAAGAUUGUUGAAAUUUUGUUUAGAUGGUUACUAAAAGGGUUUUGAUUACUUGAUCAUUAUUCAUCAUUUUGGAGUAUUUGACUUUUUGUAAAAGAUGUUAGGAAACUUCAUUACCAGCGGUUUAGUGUAUGUAUUUAUUUUUCUCGUCUGUGUUACUUCUGCACUUUGCUGUUUAUUUUUUGUUCUUUGUGGAUUUAUUGAAUCUUUAUUGUGACAUACUUACUGUUGAUGAUUGAAUUAUGGUUUGCGGAUUUUGCAGAUUGGUUCUUGGAUAUGCAUACCCUGCUUUUGAGUGUUUUAAAACUAUUGAGAAGAACAGAGUGGAGAUUGAAGAACUUAGAUUCUGGUGCCAAUAUUGGAUUAUUGUCGCGGCACUGAGAAUCUUUGAAAGCUUUGGUGAUUUGUUCAUGUCAUGGUUACCAAUGUACAGUGAGGCUAAAUUGGCUCUUUUCAUCUACUUAUGGUAUCCAAAAACGAAGGGCACGGCAUACAUCUAUAAUGCCUUAUUGAAGCCAUAUGUUGCAACGUAUGAAAAAGAUAUUGACCGGAGUUUAUUGGAAUUUAGAGCCAAGGGAUGGGACUUGGCCAUUUCUUACUGGCAAAAUUGUGCAGAAUUGGGGCAAGCAAAGUUCUUGCAAAUGCUUGAUUUUAUAGCUUCUCAGUCUAAAAGAGGAACACAACCCAGUCCUGAGCAAAAAGAUGAUACCAACCAUUCAGGCGGAGCGCCACCAAACACGCCAUCCGGAUUAUUCAAGAGGAAUAAUAAGCAGCUGACUGACAGGAGGCCACCACCUGGUUCAUCUUCACCACCACCACCACCACGGCCUUCUUCCUCCGUCCACCACUCCACAUUGCAUACUAUUAAGUCAGAACCAGUGCACCACGAGGAUGCUUCAUUUCAAGACAAUGAUAGUUUUAAAGACCAUGGUCUUCAUGCUGCCAGGGCAAAACUAAGACGUAAACGGAGCAUUUAAGCCAAAUAGUCACACAAUAAAGGAAAGAUUUUUUUUGUAAAAAGUUAUAAUGCGAUCAGAACAAUUUUGCUACAUUUUUCCUGCUCCAUUUGUUUGACUUUCAAGUUUUGAAAUGAAAUUCUUUUUA